AUCACGCAGCACGUUUGUUUUCGGUGGACGGCGAGCGGCAGGGCGCUACUGAAGUUGCUGUGAAGUGAAGUGUCUCGGUGCAGAAGUAGCUUUUACACUGUGCACAGGCGAACAAACAGGGAUUAACAAAAUGUCUUCUGCUGAGCCCAUUAUCAGAUCGAGACAGACAGAGAAAGACGUCAAUGGAAUUUCAACACAGGUCAUCUGUACAGAGUUCAGCAAUUACAUAUUCGUAGUUCUCACUCAGUACGGCAAAAUCGGAACAUUGAUAUCUGUCACACCUGACUCCAGAUCUAAUGAUAUCAGCACCCCGACGUUCUCCACCAAAGUACUGCUGGGCAAAGAUGAGCCACUGACACAUGUCUGUGCCAAAAACCUGGCAACGUUUGUGUCGCAAGAAGCCAGCAACAGGCCCAUAUUACUGGGACUAGCACUCAAGGAUUCCUCCAUAGAUGCAAUAAAACAAAUGAAAGAGAUAAUCAAAAGUUGUCAAGUCUGGUAGGACGUCAACAAGAUGGACAUGAAGCCUGAAGGCUUAAUGCAAAACAGACAUUCUGGAUGCCCCCAAUGUCACCUUAUUCUUCUUCUGUCUUUUUAGUGAAAUUAUUUUACUGUUUACUAAAAUGCCAAUCUGUGACUAAAAGAACCCAGAGGCUUGUGCCCCAAGACAGAAAUGUAUAAAUCCAAUUUCAUUUACUCUGAUCCUUUUGAUUUGUUGAGACAGUAAAAAAUGUCUUCUGGAAAACAUAAUUUAGACGUUAUCUGGUUGUAAAUAAGGAUUUUCUGGAAGGCAGUGUGCUCUCAAAAACUGAUGAAUGUGCAUUGAACCCGUUAUAGCUUGCAGAAUAAUGGCCAAUAGCUCCAGUUUCAUCACCACACAAAAUCUGUAUUCAACUUAUCCUUUGUUUUGUAAUUUGUAAUACUCAAUACUGUCUGUUUGUUUGUAUUUUUGAAUAUUCUAAAUUGUUUCAUGAAGAGAAUUUAAAAAUAAAAGUGGUCACUU
Morone saxatilis (striped sea-bass) is the source of this 1003-nucleotide messenger RNA. RefSeq names its product proteasome (prosome, macropain) assembly chaperone 3 (gene psmg3). Lineage: Eukaryota; Metazoa; Chordata; Actinopteri; Moronidae. The transcript is spliced from 3 exons. The record is from RefSeq and is a predicted model, not a curated record. Bases 131 to 502 code for a protein of 123 amino acids. Gene Ontology annotation, biological process: proteasome assembly.